GCCUUCAUCUUCAAAUUCAUUAGAGAUAGCUUUAAUUAGAGAAGAUGUCAAAGAAGAAAAUGUGCGAAAUAAGUUGUAUAUUAUAUUGAAAAAAAACGAUAAUGAAUAAUAAAAAACUAUAAUUAUUCUGUUCUAAUAUUAUUAAUUUAACUAACUGAGUUAAUUAUCUUUUAAUAAAUGGCAACUUCGACAGUAGGAGUUUCGACUUGUUCCUGGAGUUAGUAACUAGAGUAAAUAGACGAAGUUUUGCUUCCAAGAUAUAAUAAUAAAUAAAUGUGAUACUCAAUGAAUAAAAUGAACUCCAAUGUACGAUGGGGUUCUCGAAAAAAAGAUGAAAUUGACUUUUCUCAACUUCUUUCAGAACUUGAUGAGUUAUUUGCUGAUGAACCAUUUGAUCCUGAGGGAUAUGUAGAUCGUCUUUCAUGGCGAAUAGGAGGUAUUCAGAGAGAAGGUGAGGCAUUUGAUCCAAGCUCACUACACAAAGCAUUUGAGCAUGCCAUUCUACAUCUGCAGCAAAGUUAUGAAACCAAGCAGCGUCAGUGUGGUACAUUAGAGAUGCUAUGCCGAGAAGAAGAGAAAGCUCACUGGGAAAAAACAAAAGAACUUAUCGACAAAAAUAAGGCUGCUUAUGAGACAUUUCAUGAACUCGAUGAAAGAAUAGAUUUUGUAGCUACAAAAGUAGUUCACCUGGGUGACCAACUAGAGAGUGUAAAUACUCCUCGUGCUCGUGCAGUAGAAGCACAAAAAUUGAUGAAUCAUUUUUCAGUUUUAAUGAAUGCAGAGGCUGGCAAAGAGGAUAUUCUAAGUGAUCGUAGUAAGCUUUUUGAAUCAGCUGACAUCAUUCAAAAACUUCAUCUGAUUUCACAAGAAUUACCACCUGGAAAGCCCAAAUUUGAACUGGCACGCCAGAGAAUAGCAAAAAAAUAUGAUGAGAUUGAACGAGAACUUAUUGAUGAAUUUGUGAAAUGCCACCAGUCUGAUAAACGAAGCAAAAUGAAGGAAGUUGCUGCAAUACUAUCAAAUUUCAAGGGUUAUUCACAAUGUGUGGAUGCUUUUAUUGAGCAGCGACAAAUGAGCCUUCCCUCUACUGGAGAUAUUUUAACAAGAAUUGUGCCUUCAUGUGCAGAAGCUCUUACUGUCACAAAAGAAGUAUUCAACAAUCCGGAUCAAGUUAUGUCAAAAUAUAUCCUUAAUAUCUUUCAUGGAAAAUUACAAACACAUAUUAAAGCAGAAUUGAUGGAUUGUGGUAACCCUGAAAAGUAUCUUGAAAAGUUUGAAAGACUCUAUUUUAGGACUACAAAAUUAACCAAUGAAUUAACAAAUCUUAAAAUAGGCUGUGAUCCAUCUUUUCUGGGCAAGUUAACCAAAAAUAUCUUUGCCAGAUACUUAGAAAAUUAUAUCACUAUAGAAGUGCGAUGUUUGAAAGAUAAGUGUGAAAGUGCAUUAAAUAUUUACUAUAAUUCAAAGAAUCAUCAGAAGAAACAAAUCCAUUUUGGAGGUAUUCAUGAUCUACGUCGAGAUAUUCAAGCAAAGAUAGGCUCCAAAACAAAUAUUCUGAGCUCAGCUGUGGAUAACUAUGGAGGGGAAACUUUUUUGUCUGAGGAAAUAGCUAUGAAUAUAUUACAGGAUUGUAAAAAGGCUUUUAAUCGAUGUCAAUUGCUGUCAAAGCAACAGUCUGAACUGCCUGGAAAUGCUGUGUUGUUAUUUGAUGUUAUGUUACAUUAUUUAUUUCAAGAACAUGUCUCCUAUGCUUUGGAACUUGGCUUAUUAGCUAUACCUUUGUCUGAACCUAAAAGUUCACCUGAAAUAUAUUUUUUUGAUGUGAUUCGACAAUGCAAUGCUAUAUAUCAUCUAUUUGAGAAGCAAUUUGGUGAUACAAUUAUACCUUUAGUUAUAUCUACACCGAAACAUGGGGAUUGCUUGCAAAAAAAGAAGAAAACCAUUGAAGAAAUGGAAAUUAAACUUCACACAGGAUUGGAAAGAUGCAUAGCCUCUAUUUUGGGAUGGGUUAGAUUUCUUCUACAAACAGAACAAAAAAAGACUGAUUUUAAGCCUGAAUCUGAAAUGGCCACCUUUGACGCUGACAAAUCUACGGCUGCUUGUAGUAGUGUUGUUAAAUUUAUUACUGAGUGCAUCAAGAAAAUCAAAGUAACACUUGAUGGUAAAAAUGUUGAAGCUGUUUUAACUGAGCUAGGCACUAGACUCCAUCGAGCUAUACUUGAUCAUCUUCAACAAUUUCAAUAUAGUUCCAUUGGUGCAAUGGUAGUUAUUUGUGAUUUAAAUGAAUACAGAAGGUGCGUCAGGGAGUUUCAAAUACCAUUGUUAAAUACUCUUUUUGAAACUUUACAUGCUUUGUGUAAUUUACUAGUGGUGGAGCCUAGCAAUCUGAAACAGAUGUGUACUGUUGAUCAGUUGGCAUGUCUUGAUCGAACUGUGCUCAUGAACUUUGUCCAAUUAAGAGUUGAUUACAAAACAGCUAAACUUGUUAAUCAAUUCAGAUAGUUUUAUUAAAAACUGAGAAUAAUUUUGUUAUAGAGAUCUUUGUUGUAAAUUAUAUUUUCUAAUAAAAGUUUUUAAUACA
Parasteatoda tepidariorum (common house spider) is the source of this 2581-nucleotide messenger RNA. It is a transcript of the gene Sec10, whose product is annotated as Exocyst complex component Sec10. Gene Ontology annotation, biological process: Golgi to plasma membrane transport; exocytosis. Lineage: Eukaryota; Metazoa; Arthropoda; Arachnida; Araneae; Theridiidae. The record is from RefSeq and is a predicted model, not a curated record. Gene Ontology annotation, cellular component: exocyst; cytoplasm.